AUGGCAGAUCUACCCAAGGAUCGACCCGACGGCUAUCGGGUCUUUGGAGUGACUGGAGUCGACUUUUGCGGACCGUUCUUUUAUAAACCUGCGGCACGAAACAAGGCGCCUGUGAAAUGCAACCAGUUUCAGGAGUUGAAGCGUCUAUUUUUGUCAGACACCCACCAGAAGGCUGUGAAGGAUUUCUGUUUGGCAGACUCAAUUGAAUGGCAUUUCAUCCCUCCACGAUCGCCUCACUUUGGUGGUGUGGGAGGCUGCAGUGAAGACAGCGAAGACAUCUACCGAUGUGUUGGGCCCUCCGUCCUAACUUACGAUGAGCUUCGCACACUGGUUUGCAACAUCGCUGCUGUCGUUAAUUCACGCCCUUUAGUUUCGAUUUCAGAGCACCCAUCAGACAUAGACGUAUUGACCCCUGCACAUUUCCUCAACGGUGGCCCUCCUUCAUCCUUCAGUGAGCCCAGCCUGACAGGGCUCAAUUUUAAUCGUUUGGAUGCUUGGCAGCACGUAAGCUAUCUGCAGCAGGUUUUCUGGACUCGUUGGCGGGACGAAUAUCUCAAAUUGUUACAUCAGCGAGCGAAAUGGAGAACCUCCAAACCUGUUUUGGCUGUUGGCAACAUAGUUCUUGUGAAGGAUUAG
Drosophila mojavensis is the source of this 636-nucleotide messenger RNA. RefSeq lists its product as uncharacterized. Bases 1 to 636 code for a protein of 211 amino acids. NCBI's taxonomy places the organism in Eukaryota, Metazoa, Arthropoda, Insecta, Diptera, Drosophilidae. The transcript has a single exon. The record is from RefSeq and is a predicted model, not a curated record.